Paramormyrops kingsleyae is the source of this 5826-nucleotide messenger RNA. RefSeq names its product protein FAM222B-like. NCBI's taxonomy places the organism in Eukaryota, Metazoa, Chordata, Actinopteri, Osteoglossiformes, Mormyridae. The record is from RefSeq and is a predicted model, not a curated record.
GAAACAAUUGUGGGCUGAGUUUUCACGUUGGAGAGGAUGGGCUUCAGCUAGUCUAGAGCAGGAUGCAUCCAAUUUUGCAGGAUGGACGUCCUUUUGAGGAGUGAAUUACUGUUGUCCUGGAAAUUGAAAACUAUGUGCCUAGCCAACGGUUCAGCUGAUACAGGGUCGUAAGCCCCUCAUCUAAAAAUUUCCCUUAGAAAGAAGGCCAGGUUGCCUUUUUAGGCCCCCUGGAGGAGCUGGUCCCUGACGGCUCUGGGCUCUGUGUCGUCUGCAGUGUGACGCGGGUUGAGACAUCCAUGGUGCACUAGGAGGCCACGUGCAAUGCUGGUGUGUCUGCCAGUCCCCGGUGACCUCCCCUUCCAGCUGCUUUCCCACUCGCAGAUGAACACUGGACUUCAGAAAUGGGACACUACGCAGAAGAUGAAAUCUGCACAGUAUCCAACCCCAGCAGAGUUGGAUGCUUAUGCUAAGAAAGUUGCCAACAGUCCCUUGACAAUAAAGAUCUUUCCCAAUAGUGUAAAAGUUCCCCAGAAGAAGCAUGUCCGGCGUACGGUCAACGGGCUUGACACUUCCAGUCAACGCUACUGCCCCUAUCCAUCUCAGGUCAGUACCAAGGCAGGCCUGCUUGCUGUCGUCAAGGUUCCACUAAAAGGCUUCCUCAAAGAGCCAGAUAGGAGUCAGGCCCGACUGUUUCCCGGGGUUGCCAUGAAUUGUCACGCUGGACCUUAUAUCUCUCAGAGCACUUUAAACCUUCCUCGGACUGUCCAACACCUGCAGGGCGCUUUACGGCCCCAGCACCCUCCCCAGCAGCAAAACUUGCCCCAGCCACAGGCAUUGACCCAGCAGAAGCAGCAGGGCCACAACUGUCUCCAGACCAUUCAGCAACAACAAGCAGUGCCAGAAGAAUUGAGGCACCUUCCAGGUUUAGUCCAGCCCCCAAACCUGCAGGAUCCCCAGGCCUUACCCCCGGUACAAGCUCUCCCCCACCCGCCAAGCUUGCAUUCUCCACUAUCCAACAUGAUGCUGCCACAUCUACAGCAGCAACCACAGUCAGGGCUACACGGGGCUAGGAAGGCAGCUGGUGGUGAAGCCCCGCCAAAUGUGACCAUGUCUACCUCUACCAUCCCGCUGUCCAUGGUUGCAGGACUGCAUCACAACCGGUCGGCCAACCUGACUAGUGUUGUGCAUCAGAUUAACCAGUUCUGCCAGACGCGGGUAGGAAUAAGCUCUACCUCCAUGUGCGAGGGCCAGAUAGCCAACCCUAGCCCCAUCAACCGCAACCUGCUCAUUAGUGCCACCUCCCGAGUAUUGCCACAAUGCCCAGUCCCCUGCAUCCUAGACCCCCCAGAAAAGGCUACCACCAGCACCGUGCCUGGGGAUGUCAUCCCGACACUGGACAUGGCUACCGUGAACCGCAUGCCCAUAUUUCACAGUGAAGGCAAAGCACAGCCACAUCACCACUGGAACCAGCGGCAGGUUGCGUACCUGCACAUCUCCGAAUCCGGGCACCCGUGCAAGCCUCUAUCACAGGAUGCCUCAGGGGCACCUGCCUUUUCUGCUAAGGCUGCAGGUUACCCCUUAGAUGUUUGCCUGAGCCAGCCCUUCAAUUUGAAAGCUCCUGGGGACAAACCCACCACGUCACCUCCUGUCAAUGGCUUGCCAGGGGCCAUGUCCUACCCUAAUGGACAUUACUUUCAGCCGUUGUGGAAUAGUAUUCUCCCAACCCCAAAUCGUGAUAGCUUGGGCUCUCAGGAUCUGGCCUUACCUUUCCAUGGGGGCCUUGCUCCUCUGUCAGAGGCUUCUGUAGACUGCCCCCUAGUGGCAAGCCACAGAGCUGAAGCCAGUUCUGGCCAUGCUAAUACAAUGCAAACUAUGGAGUAUGUGGGCAGGAAUUUCCAAGCACCCUGCUUCCAAGAGCAUAGCUUAAAUAUAAUGGGGAAGAUGAACAGGUCUGCUAUAAGCAGAGGCGCAGAGCUCAGCAACAGCAGAAAUGCUCACAUGCAGCAUCCAGGGUACAGAUAAACUAUAGCCUUGUCUCUAUAAUAACCCAUCUCUUCAAGUCUCACAAAUUAAGCAAGCAAAAUAAAGCUUAAAUUGAUAGCGGUCUUAAAGGUUAUAUUCGAUCUCAGUGUUUGUUAACUUGCAAGUGAUCAAUUGACUAUUGCUUUAAUAUAUACCUGUGCUCACCCAGACCACCAAUAGUUACAUUUUAUUCAUGUUUGCAAAAUGUUUUAUUCUGUAUUUUUCCCCUCAUUUAUUGUCUUAGAUUUUUCCCUUAGAAUGGAUAUCAGCUGAAAUCCUAUUUUUGUGUUAAUUAUUUUCUUUAUUUAAUUUAUUGAAAUGCCUGUUGUACUUGAGGAUAAAUAGUUGUGAAACAUCAAAUCUGAUUAAUGACUUGAUCAGUUGUUUACAAUGUCAGCACAAGAUUGUGGGGGAGAAGCAAAAAUAUUCUAAACUCUGUAAGCUAUUAGUGUCUGUAUGUCUUUGGUUACCUCUUGCUAACAGUUAAAGCAAAAACAUGUUUUUCUACAUUUCCAGUAAUAGUUUUGAUAGGUCAAAAUGGAAAUACCCCAUUCGGAACAUUUUUGGUUAAACCAUGUUUAUCCAAAUCUGUGUAAAUGAGUUUCCCGAACCCCCCUUAACGCUAUGUCAUUUGUAAGUUCUGUCUUUUAACAUUGAACUUACAAACAACGUAGCGUUAAGAAGGCUUCGAGAAGCUCAACCCAUGGCAGACCUUUGUUGUAUGUAUCAUUUUUGUUUAUACUACCAGCUGCUCAAGUUAUAUUUUAUAUUCCAAACUGCUAAACUGAUGACCUAACUUGGGUAAAACCAUUAAAUAACUGAAUUUUCUUCUGUUCAAACUUAAAGUAUUUCGGUCACUGUUAGGAGCUGUUUGCCACAUUCAGAAUGGUAAAUUAUGUGUAUUUGCACAUUCAUAACAUCUGACUAUCACAGAAGCUAAAUUUCACUUUGUAGCACCUGCCUAUAUCAGCAUCAGUGUCAGUCACACAGUUGUAAACUGAGGCAUUUUAUGUGGUUCCAAACAAGCCUUUUGUUUGCUAAGUUCCUGGCUUGAAAAGGUGGUGAAUAAUUCCUAAAUUUUUCAUCUUAUUGCAAAUGGAAAUUUGGUGAUUAUGACUGAGAAAUACCCCCAGUUGCACUAAGAUGUCUUAGCUCUCUUUUUUUUGCACCGUCAUCUGUUUGGCCUCAGAGGCCUUGAGAAUUUGCUGCCUGUGCAGUCUCAAGCAUUGUGUCAGAGGAAAGAUCUCAUCAGCUUGUCACCACUGUCCACAAACUGUCAUGUCACGCUUCCUUUGGUUUGAGCAGCUUUUCUGAGUCACUCGCCUUUUUCCAUGUGAAGUUUAAAUUUAUAGUUUGUGCAGAAUGACUUGUUAGAGUAAUGAACCCCAAGGGGAAAAUUAAGGAUUCAUUUACAGGAGCAGAGAGGGUUGUUUUUCUUUACUUAUCAGUGAGGAUUGUUGUGUUCUAAUCAGAUUGAUAUCCAAACCUGGUUUGUGAAUCGACUGAAGCUGCUGUCAGGUAUUAUAACUGAUCCAAGGGAAGCAAAAACUACAGCCCCUUGAGAUGGUCAGCUGGGAUUAAUUCAUGGUCCUGCUUACUCUGACUUUUAGGUGCCUGAGGAUGAAGUUCAAGUGGCACUUUUGGUGUGUUGAUUUUUUUCUUCUUUUAAUACUCAGAAGGCAGCACCUAAUGCCCUUUGGUUAAUGAAGCUGAAUUAAAGAAACAUAAGAUUAUAGUGAAAUUAGGUGGAAAAAGUAAUGAGAUGGAUUUUAAUUUGUAUUUUAUCUAACAUUCCUUUAGCUAGAAGAUAGUUGGAAAAAAUAGAAAUGAAGGACUUUAUGAAACGACAAUUGAUCACUUGCAAGUGUACCAAUAAAAAUUCUUGUUCGAUCUGAUUAUUGCCUGUUGGUUUGAGUUUGAGUGGCUCUUAUGUGUGGCUAUGGCCUCCCUCCCUGUAGACCUAUACAAUGCCUUAAGUAUUUACAUUUUGGACAAGCAUGACAAAUGAUUACAAUGAUCAUGUUUGCAGACUGAGUCGUAUGUUUUAUUAAUUUCCAGUGUUAAAUGGAACUGUCAAAGCAUUAGUAUGUUUAGCUACAUAUGGUAUGGUAGGUAUGAGUAGGACUGGGCUGUAACAUUUUGUUUGUUUCAAAUCAACCUUACUUUUUUCUACUCUGGUUAGUUAAACAUUGUGCUUUUAAUUUUCAGAAAUGAGAGGAUUCAGGGUUUUUUUUUUAUGUGGUCUCUAGGGCUGAUUUAUACUAGGCGUAAAUGGUGAGAGUGGCAGCGAAAUUCUGGAAUCCUAUCAGUUUAGCCGCACAGGUUUUCCGCUCCUCAUGUGAAACAUCAUGCGAUCGUCAUUUCAACACUGCUAACUGUGGCAGUCAAGCCAUGCUCAGUCAGAGUUAGCCUUACCUUAACCAGAUGUUGCUUGGGGAAAUAGCAUGUCUAAUUUAUAUCUUCAGGACAAUUAGGCACUGGCUUUUAAAUACCCAUAGGUGUAUGAUUUAUAUAACCAUUAUACAUAUACCAAUACUGGAGGGGACACCAGUACAGUUAGAUGUGCUGUCUCAAGGUGUGUUCUGUCAGUUUAACUUGCUUCUUGGCUUAGUACUGUUAUUAUUAUUAUUAUUAUUAUUAUCAUUAUUAUUUUACAUAAGACAAACCGGUAAAUUUGCUCAAAUCAUAAGCUUUCAAGCAUGUUAUUCUAUCCGUCCUCUGCUAGUUUCAGUUGUGGUACAGUCCAAGGGCGGGGAGCUUUUGUUAGGCUUGCCACUUUUUAUAAAUGUGAAGUGCCUCCUCUUGACUGAAUAUAGAAAUCUUGUAUUUUUUUCCUUCCUGUGCAUGUGUGUGCACAUGCAGACAUACAUGUAUAUAUGUGCCCUCUAACACACACACAGCAAUGGCGUGUGCAUCCUCUUGGGCCAAACUACUUGACUACUGAUGCUGUUUGAACAGUUUCUAGUGUGUUACGGGUAAAAUAUGCUUGGAGUGUGAGUUGCAGCUUCAUUUAUGAGUGAUUAUUAAAAUAAUAUAUUACUAUUGCUGUUUUUGUAUAAUGUUUUGGAAAGGAACUAAAUUGACUGUAAAAUAUAUUAGACGUGAAAGCUAAAUUUGUUUUUCACUAGAUUUGGAUGGAAAUUGUGAAUGGAUCCUAUAUACUGAAAUUCUAAACUGAAUCUGUAAAAGAGAGCACUGCCACCCAGCCCCCCCUCCAUUAUUUUGAAGUAACAUUAGAAUUAAACAUUUUAAGAAAAACCAAUAAAUAUUUGUUGAGGAUAUGAGCACCUAAUAUGUUGAAUAAGGUGAUGAAGUCAAUGGGCCUUUUAUCUUCAAACUUGGAUAUGGUCUGUGGCUUUCCUGUUAGUGCUUAUUGGCCGUUUGCUUUGGCAGUUUCUCUUAGGUCUUUUUGUCACUUCUCAAAUGUGCAAUUGCAUUUUUCUAAGUGCACUGUCAUUUCAAUGUCUGAAAAAUUUUGUGGCACUUUGACUGAAAACUUGAAAGAGAAAAUUGAAAAGCAAUUGUCAGAGACUCAUUUCCUAUCAUUCUUAAUUCUACAGUGUGCAAUCUGCUUUUACAGUACAACCACUGACGUACUGAUAGUUGGCAAGAACGAGCAAAUGCCGAGAUAUACCAUUUUGAUGAGAAAUCAGUCUUUAUCGGGCUUCAGAGGUGUCCUGUGGGCGAGCAUUCUUACAUCAUUAAUUCCCAUGAUUUUCCUUUUAUUUCUUGAGUAAUGAAGUAUAUUGCACAAACAUUCCCCUUUAACCAAAAUAAAGUCUGAUUUGCAUUUCUAAAAUGUGA